This is a messenger RNA of Lepus europaeus (European hare), 3577 nucleotides long. It is a transcript of the gene ZNF746, whose product is annotated as zinc finger protein 746. Gene Ontology annotation, biological process: regulation of DNA-templated transcription. Lineage: Eukaryota; Metazoa; Chordata; Mammalia; Lagomorpha; Leporidae. Bases 42 to 2057 code for a protein of 671 amino acids. The transcript has 7 exons. The record is from RefSeq and is a predicted model, not a curated record.
GGCGGCGACUUCCUCCGGGCCGGGCCGGACAGCGCAGGGCCAUGGCCGAGGCGGCCGCGGCUCCGAUUUCUCCGUGGACAAUGGCGGCUACGAUUCAGGCCAUGGAGAGGAAGAUUGAAUCGCAGGCAGCUCGCUUGCUGUCCCUAGAAGGUCGGACCGGCAUGGCCGAGAAGAAGCUGGCCGACUGCGAGAAGACGGCCGUGGAGUUCGGCAGCCAGCUGGAGGGCAAGUGGGCCGUGCUGGGCACCCUGCUGCAGGAGUACGGGCUGCUGCAGCGGCGCCUGGAGAACGUGGAGAACCUGCUGCGCAACAGGAACUUCUGGAUCCUGCGGCUGCCCCCAGGCAGCAAGGGGGAGGUCCCCAAGGUGCCCGUGACCUUUGAUGACGUGGCCGUGUAUUUCUCUGAGCAGGAGUGGGGCAAGCUGGAGGACUGGCAGAAGGAGCUGUACAAGCACGUGAUGAGGGGCAACUAUGAGACGCUGGUCUCCCUGGACUAUGCCAUCUCCAAGCCGGAGGUUCUCUCCCAGAUUGAACAAGGGAAGGAGCCAUGCACCUGGCGGCGCACUGGCCCCAAGAUUCCGGAUGUUCCUGUGGACCCAAGCCCAGGCUCGGCUCCCCCGGUUCCUGCCCCUGACCUCUUAAUGCAGAUCAAGCAGGAGGGUGAGCUCCAGCUGCAGGAGCAGCAGGCCCUGGGCGUGGAGGCCUGGGCAGCCGGGCAGCCUGAUAUUGGGGAGGAGCCCUGGGGCCUCAGCCAGCUGGACUCCGGAGCAGGAGACAUCUCCACAGAGGCUACCUCCGGCGUCCAUUCCACCUUUUCAACCACUAUCCCGCCCACGUCCUGGCAGGCAGAUCUCCCUCCCCACCAUCCCUCCUCUGCGUGCUCGGACGGGACCCUGAAGCUCAACACGGCAGCCUCCACGGAAGCAGAUGUAAAGAUUGUGAUCAAAACAGAAGUGCAGGAAGAGGAGGUGGUGGCCACACCUGUGCACCCCACUGACCUGGAGGCUCACGGGGCCCUGUUCGGACCCGGCCAGGCCACGAGGUUUUUCCCUAGCCCUGUCCAAGAAGGAGCCUGGGAGAGUCAGGGCAGCUCCUUCCCCAGCCAGGACGCCGUGCUGGGGCUGCGGGAGCCCGCCCGGCCCGAGAGGGACAUGGGGGACCUGAGCCCUGCCGUGGCCCAGGAGGACACUGCCCCCGGGGACUGGCUCUUUGGUGGGGUCCGGUGGGGCUGGAACUUCCGGUGUAAGCCUCCAGUGGGCCUGAACCCCAGGACCGGGCCGGAGGGUUUAUCGUACUCCUCCCCGGACAAUGGAGAGGCCAUCCUGGACCCUAGCCAGGCCCCACGGCCCUUCAACGAGCCCUGUAAAUACCCUGGCCGGACAAAGGGCUUCGGCCACAAGCCGGGGCUGAAGAAGCACCCGGCGGCACCCCCCGGGGGCCGGCCCUUCACUUGCGCCACGUGCGGGAAGAGCUUCCAGCUGCAGGUGAGCCUGAGCGCCCACCAGCGCAGCUGCGGCCUGCCGGACGCGGCGGGCUCCGGGGCAGCAGCCUCUUCGGGCGGCGGCGGCGGCGGCGGCGGAGGUGGAGGCGGAGGCGGAGGCGGCAGUGCAGGAGGCAGCGGCGGCAGCGCCCGGGAUGGCAGCGCCCUGCGCUGCGGCGAGUGCGGCCGCUGCUUCACGCGGCCCGCGCACCUCAUCCGCCACCGCAUGCUGCACACGGGCGAGCGGCCCUUCCCCUGCACCGAGUGCGAGAAGCGCUUCACCGAGCGCUCCAAGCUCAUCGACCACUACCGAACGCACACGGGCGUGCGGCCGUUCACCUGCACCGUGUGCGGCAAGAGCUUCAUCCGGAAGGACCACCUCCGCAAGCACCAGCGCAACCACGCGGCGGGCGCCAAGGCGCCGGCCCGCGGCCAGCCGCUCCCGCCGCUGCCCCCGGGGCCGCCGGACCCCUUCAAGAACCCCGCGACCAAAGGACCCUUGGCCUCCACAGAGCUUGUGACCGACUGGACUUGUGGCCUAAGUGUCCUGGGGCCCGCCGACGGCGCGGACCUGUGAGCCCCAAGUGUAAAAAUCCCUCUUGCAGACAGCAGGGCGAGGCUGAGCUCAGAGGCAGCGGCGGACGCGGGUGGGAACCGGAGUUCCCAGUUGCAGAACUCAUCACUGGAAAACGCGAGACUGUCAGUGCAGCUUCCGCCUCCAACCCAGGUAGAAUUCUGAUUGUGAAACUGAGCACCGUAGAAUUUUAAGUAAUUUAAUUGCAAAACUGGUUUGUUUGUUUUUAAUUCUUGAGGGGAAAAGAAAAAAAAAAAAGCUGCAAAGUAAUAGUAAGCGCGGGUUUGACUCUGUAGCAGGCUCUUGGUUUUCAGGGCACCACUAGCUGUGUCUUGCUGAGUGACGACAGGUGAGUACUGGGAAGCCGGCGGCUGGGGAGGGAGGUGCGGAAGGCCCCGGCCCCACUGACUGCUAGGGGUGGGUCCCCCAGAGAGCUGAGGCCCUGCUCUGCCAGGGUGGGCAGGUCUGCACAUGGGCUGCCACUCGGCAGGAAGGACCCACCCAGGAGCCACUGUUACAACUCCCAGCUUGCCUCUUCAUCCAGAAAGGUCCCCUCAACUGCUGGCCUGGCCUGGCCUGACCUUUCCCUAUUUGGGGCCACCUGGGGGUACCUCUCUGAAGGGAACUUGGCCAUGUCCCCUGUUGAGUGAGUCCCGGGCUAUAAAGCAGCAUUGUCAAAAGCCACAGUGUUGGUCCUGGGAGGGUGAAGAAGCCGAGGCGAGGAGUGGAGCCCGCAGACAUCUGGUGGUCACCCCGGAGCCAAGAGCGAAGUGUGGCUGCCACUGCCCACUCCUGCCCCAUGCCUCCGGCGGGACGGGCGCCCUGACUCCAGGAGGCAGCAGGCAGGCAUUCUUUCCUUUGAGACAUGAGAAAGUUAAGGCUCAAAGGGGACACGUCUCAGUCUCACGGUGGGUGCACAGUGAGAAGGCUUUGAGAAGGGCCGCAGUGGGACGCUGCUCCUGCCCUUGGAGCGGCAGUUUGGGGAGAAAAGGUUUUCAUUUUCACCCUCUAAAAAGAUUGAUCCCGCACCUGCAUGAGUCAGAUCAUCAAGCCUCAAAGAAACUUUGGGUGCAGCAGCUGUCCUGCUGCGCCCCAGCUUCCCUGGUGAGUACACGCACCCCUGCACGGGGUACUCGGAAGGCAGCGUGAGAGCUGGGGACCCGGUCUGCGGCUUGCUCCCAAGCCUGUUCUCUUCAGGCUGGAAUGAGAAACAGGCCCAGGUUUCUUGAUUGUACCACAGUGCUGUCCCUACCACACGAACACCCAUUCCUGUUUUGUUGACUCUGCCUCUGGUCCUCUCCCAGAGUAACUCAUCUCCCUGUGGAGGAGAGGCCCUGGCAUCCAUCUGUUCAGCUCCCUCAUGCGUACUUUUAUUAGGCAAUAGACUAGUUAAGAAAAUUGUUUCUAUGUACUGUAUAUUUUGUACCUGUUUACACUUCUAAUAUUGAUAUAACUGAUAUUUUGAAAAACAAAUGGACAGAAAACAUCUUGUUAAAAUAAAACCUAACCAGCACCAAGGCGGU